Messenger RNA from Venustampulla echinocandica, 1653 nucleotides. RefSeq lists its product as uncharacterized. The record is from RefSeq and is a predicted model, not a curated record. Bases 1 to 1653 code for a protein of 550 amino acids. The transcript has a single exon. Lineage: Eukaryota; Fungi; Ascomycota; Leotiomycetes; Helotiales; Pleuroascaceae. Gene Ontology annotation, molecular function: oxidoreductase activity; molybdenum ion binding; pyridoxal phosphate binding.
AUGGCAACUUCUCCGCCAAUGGAUCUUGAUAACCCAUUCCAACGAGACAAGCUUCUCCAGCUCCGCACGAGCAAAAUGCAGAAAAUGCACAACUUAUCCAUCUUAACGGGAAUCUAUAAGCAGCCCCGCGCGUCCCGCGUCUUCUGCAGCUUCACCGGCCUCGAAAGCGACGAGCACGACUUAACCUUCCAUGGCGGUUUGGAUAAAGCCGUCCAUCAAUAUUAUCCAGGUCAUUACCCCCUCUGGCGCUCCGAACUCCCUGACAGCAAUGGCAGUUUCGACAUCGGUGGCUUCGGAGAGAAUCUCGUGAGUGACAACAUGAAUGAGCGGAAUGUAUGUAUCGGAGAUGUCAUCAGUAUUGGAGAUGUGGUAUUACAGGUUAGUCUACCGAGACAACCAUGCUUUAAACUGAACCAUCGAUUUGGGUUGAAGGGUUUUGCGCCGCAGACGUGGAAGAAGAGUCGCACGGGGUGGUAUUACCGCGUGUUGAAGGAGGGGUGGAUGGGUGUUGGUGAUGAUAUUAUCCUCGUCGAGAGGAAACAUCCCUCGUGGACUAUCGAGCGGGUGCAGGAGUACUUGCAUCGGGAUAAGCAGAAUAUGCCUAUGUUGGAACAGUUAGUUCAAAUCGAUGAGUUUGGGAAUGAGUGCAAAAAGGCGUUCAGGCGUUUACUUGCCGCUGCCAAAGCGCAACACGAGGGUGCAACAAAGGUGCCCGAGGUAUGGCAAGAAUUCGUCGUCAUCGAGAAGAAAAGACAGACACCGCGUAUCGUCUCCUUCCUCCUCGAAGCCGCCGUCAAGGGAAGCAGCCCAGGUAACGAUCUCGACCCAGGCAGUUUUGUUCGUGUCAAGCUUCCCAACGGCCUCAUCCGCUCAUACUCCAUCGUUAACGGCACCACGCACCGCAUCCAACUCGGUGUCGCUCUCGCCGCUACAGGCUCCAGCCGCGGCGGCUCGGAAUACAUGCACUCAAGUCUACAAGAAGGCGCCACGAUCCUCUGCGGCAAGGUCACAAAAAGCGUUCCCAUCCGCGAGCAAGCCUCAAAUCAUAUCUUCAUCGCGGGCGGCAUUGGCAUAACUGCCUUCCUCGCGCAAACCGCUAUAUAUACCAAGAUUAAUUUCAAUUAUGUACUGCACUACGCCGUUCGCUCUGCGUCUGAUAUCCCGUUCCGACCUCUCAUCGAGGAAAUGGGUAGCAAGGUAGUGGUGUAUGAUCAGAGCCAGGGGCAGCGUAUGGAUAUCAGCGCAAUCCUCCAAAACCGCAUUUGGAAUUCAUAUAUAUAUGUCUGUGGACCUCCCCGCAUGAUCGACGCCGUACAGCGCGCAGCUGCUGCACACAAUAUCGGCGACGACGAGAUCCAUUAUGAAGCGUUCCAAGCCGAGAGGGGCGGCGAUCCAUUUACCGUGCAGGUUCGCGGGCAUGAAGAUAAGAUAAUGGAUGUCGGGCCUGACGAGAGCCUGUUGGAGGUAUUGAGGAGGGAGGGCUGGAGUGUGGAGAGCAGUUGUGAGGUGGGAAAUUGUGGAACUUGUCAAGUUAGUGUUUGCGAGGGGACGGUGGAGCAUAGGGGCGUUCCGCUAUGUGAGCAUAGAGAGGGGAACAAGGCGAUGUUGAGUUGUGUUUCGAGAGGCUUGGGUCAUCUGGUUGUCGGGUUUUAA